GACAGCCACGCUACCUCUCGCCGUGUUGUGCCCACUACCUCACCCACCGUCCGGGCCGACCCAAGUACGAUCGACUCACGCUCCUCAGCCCACUUUGGCGAGCCCUCCUGGCCGCCGACGUCCGGAGCCACGGCCAAGAUGCUUCUUUCCGAGCUGAUCAGCGUCCAGAACGUGGCGCACGUCUACGAGGAGAUCACGGAGCGCAAGGACAGGGGCAGAUCAAAAGCCUCCGCCGCCCACACGCCCACGACCUUCGCCGGACCGUCGUACCCAGAGCACGUGAACGUGGUGGAGGCGCUGCAGGAGUUCUGGCAGAUGAAAGCCCAGCGCGGGGCGGAGCUGAAGAACGGCGCCCUGGUCAUCUACGAGUCCGUGCCUUCAUCCUCCCCGCCCUACGUGUGUUACGUCACCCUCCCCGGGGGGUCUUGCUUCGGCUCCUUCCAGAACUGCCCAACCAAGGCCGAAGCCAGACGCAGCGCCGCCAAGAUUGCGCUGAUGAACUCCGUGUUCAACGAGCACCCGUCCCGCAGGAUCUCCGACGAAUUCAUCGAGAAGGCCGUGGCCGACGCUCGGGCACAGUUCAAGCACGUAGCUGACUUGUCCCUCCCCCAGGGUGACCCCGACGAGGCUGACAACCCGAGCACGGGAAUCGGUGCUUUCCGCUUCAUGCUCGAGACCAACAAGGGGCGCACGAUGCUCGAGUUCCAGGAGCUGAUGACCGUGUUCCAGCUCCUGCACUGGAACGGCUCCCUGAAGGCCAUGCGGGAGAGGCAGUGCUCCAGGCAGGAGGUGGUGGCCCACUACUCGCACCGCGCGCUCGACGACGACAUGCGCUCGCAGAUGGCGCUCGACUGGAUCGCCCGUGAGCAGGAGAACCCCGGCGUGAUCUCCCGCGAGCUCGGCCAGAGCGAACGCGAGCUCGAAGCCGCUCGCUUGGCGGGCCGAGAGCUCCGCUUCCCCAAGGAGAAGAAGGAUAUUUUAAUGCUAGCGUGCUCGCAGCUGUCACCUUCGCCCCUGGACCCAUAAUGGUCGGGUCCGGGCACAGGCGCUACCGUGAUAUUAGCACCAAGGUGUAGAGGUUUAUGCUUUCAUCUCUGCAAAAUCAAAGCUAAUUUACUUUUUAUUGUUGUAAAGAUUAUGUUUUGUACUGUUUUCUUGUGUGUGUGUUUGUAUAUAAUGUAAAUAAUCAUUCCAAAGAAUUUUAUUAUGUAAUUAUAAUAAUGUUAAGCUUUUGUGGGGUGCACCGGUGAGCCCCACAUUAAAAUACGCACCCCCAGGAUGUUGCCCUUGGGAGGUCGCCUUGAGAGGUCACCCUCAGAUCAUCCUGAGUUCUUCCUAUGGGGAUCAUUCCAAGCAAUCAGUCCUUGGCAAUUACUUCUUCCGAGUCAUCAGUGAGGAGGCCAGAAGUCCGUGAAGGAUUUUCUCGGAGCUGAUGUGUUGCAGGACUUCAAGAAGAACGUAGCUCGUUAGCUUGAGAAAUCCUGCACAUGAAACGUGCUUCUUGGAAAUCCGCCUUGAAGGAAGUCCUCUGAGGAUUGAUGACUAAGGAUAUCAGAUAGAAAUGGGCACUUUGCCCUUGAAAGUUACUUUGAGAAGCUGUCACUGGUGAGUCUCUUGUGAAGUUCUUAAGUGAACUGAGAAGUUAUCCUUAGUAUGUCACCCUUGGGAGACUUUUGUAUUUAAGAACACCCGCGAACAGGUACCGUUACUGUUUAAUAUUACGCCAAGGAGCCUUUCUUUAGAAGCUACCCUCAAGAAGUUGCCAGUGACGAAACCCCUCUUUUGGAGUCUGUACUUAACAUGGAAGGUUGCUUCUGGCCAAUCAAUCCCAUGAGGUUACUUAAGAACGUGACGGAAUUUUCCCUUGCUGGAUUCUUUUCCUAGAAGGUGAUGUCCGAGGGUGAACCUUAGGAGGUCACUACGCUGUUUGGUCGAGCCAGGUACUGGUUACUGCGCAGAGACUAUGCUGAGCACAUCCACUAACCAGUUUCCUCUCACAUAGUAGAAAGAUGUUCAUUCCAGGAACUGCUUGACUGCCAAUUGUUCACACUACCUCCAUCUUCUAUACACUAGUUGUGAUGCCCAUAAAGAUUUUAUUCUCAGAACCUCGGUGGUUUAACAUCAUGUACGGCACUGAUUAUUUUCUCUGAAUGGAAAGGUCAGUAUUUCUCGAGGAUUAGAGCAAGUAUAGGAAGCUAGUGAUAGAAAUGUGGGCGAAAAGUACAGUGUAUAACAUAAAGGCAUGCAUAGCAAGUCCCUGGCAUGAGAGACAACCUCUACAGUAAUGAAACUUUGCACCACGCUUUUAACAAUACCACCGAGCACCCUCUUAUGUCAGUGCAGCGCGUGCUGAUGGCGCUAUAGGUGGUGGUGUCCAGCAAAUCGUCACAGUGACUUAAGUUGUAAAACUGCAAUAGCAACAGCAACGAGAGCAGCGUAGCACCAGGCGCAACAUCAGCAUAAAUCAGCAGUCACACCCCACGACAGUGCCUCCAGUCUCUGCAGCAAGCACCAGGAUUUGGCAAACUGUACAAGAUCUCAUUUGCUGAAACGUGUUAGGAGACUGAUGCGUUAUGUGCUGACG
This is a messenger RNA of Penaeus monodon (black tiger shrimp), 2584 nucleotides long. It is a transcript of the gene lft, whose product is annotated as protein limb expression 1 homolog. Gene Ontology annotation, biological process: autophagosome maturation. The record is from RefSeq and is a predicted model, not a curated record. Lineage: Eukaryota; Metazoa; Arthropoda; Malacostraca; Decapoda; Penaeidae. Gene Ontology annotation, cellular component: cytoplasm.